AAUUUCCCAUGACAAUAUUUAAUAGUGCCUUAAGUUAGUUAUUAAAGUACAUUGCUGAUGUUUAGUUUGAUUUUAUAAACAGUGAUAAAAAUAGAGAUUGAGUAACAAAGACCUCAGAUCUUAUGUUUCAAACUCUUCAGGAGGUCUUGACCCUGAGGUUAGGAAUUACAGUUUUACAGCGUAGCUGUGGUAAAAAAGGCGGUAAACCAACCCUGCUGACCUCUUUAUUUCCCCCAUUGUUUUCAGACAUGCUCCCUUUGGAUCUUCUGUCUUUUGUUCUGGAGAGGGACCCCUCCAAACUGGUGCCCGGGGUGCACAUGAAGCAGGCUGGCGGGGUGAGGGGCGUACAUUUCUCCAGCCCUCACUCCUCCCUGAGCUUCCCAUCCUCGCAGCUGCUGGCAAACUGUGACCUCUUCCCGAAAGAAUUCUCAAUUGUUGUGACGUUAAAAGUCACGCACAUCGCUCAAAAGAGAAAUGAAUACAUAUUCUCUCUGAUGGGAACAAAAACAGAGAAUGACAAUAAUGGAAGCCUUGUUAAAAGUCACCAGAGGAGAAGCACGACGGCGGAUGAAGUAGAAGGUGAAGAGAGAACCCAAGGCAAGGAGAAGCAAGACAAAAGUAAUGAGGAACGUGGACGGAUCAUCCUGGGACUGAGGUUUUCCAGAAAGAGUCUGCACUUCCUCUUCAAAGGUCACAGAGGGCGGGUGGAGCACUGGGUGUUCCGAGGCACUAAACUGGCCGAUAACAAGUGGCACACCGUGGUUUUGAACAUUGCGGGCGAAUACGCCAGGCUGACGGUGGACUGUGAUGUUCCACUGGAAAUAGUUCCCAGCCAUCCGUUUCCCUCGGACCUCAACAUCCAGGGAUCCAGAUUCCACAUUGGUAAUCGAGGACGAUGGAAAGGCCUGUUUUCAGGUUUAAUCAGACAGGUGGUGUUAGUGCCAGGCUUGGAUGCGACCGAUCAGGUCUGUCCGUCCCCUGAUUCCCACCUAGCAGCUCUGUCAGUACCACCACUCCUCUUAGACCUGCCCAUCAAGAGGAGGCAGGGAGGCACCCAUCAGACUUCCUACGAAAAGGAGGAGCGAGUGUCAGUGGCCCUGGAACGUUCCUGCUCAGAUCAGCUACAGGGUCAGCUGUGGUUCAACCCUGUCAAGAAAGGCCUUUAUCUGUGCGAUGGCACAGGGUGGAUCACUGUGCUGGAGGAUCGCAAAAGGUUGGACUACGUGCAGGAGCAUCAGGUCCUUACCACCAGCUCAGAGACACACGACAUUGAGGUUUUCCAGGUCCCUGGAAUGGGUUUGAUGGCUGCUAUGGCCCACAGAUCCAAAGCCUCUGGUUCUGCCGUGUACCUGUGGACUCACUCUCGGUUUAAACUUUACCAGAAUAUCUCCACUCACGAAGCCCUGGCAUGGAGGCACUUUAACAUAGGGAAGAAGGUGUUUCUGGUGGUGUCCAACUCUGGAGGAGGGACAUACAAUCGUUUUGAGUCACAGAUGGAGUUUUCUGUCAUUUACAAGUGGAGCAAGAAAAGAAAACAGUUUGUGCGGUUCCAGUCCCUGCAGACCUUUUGUGCUCGAGACUGGGAGGCCUUUACCAUCAAUCGACAAAACUAUCUUGCAGUAGCCAAUCACAGACUAGGUAACAACAAUCACACCAUAAACAGUGUCAUCUACAAGUGGAACAGGACACGAAAGUCCUUUGAGAUUCACCAGUUGCUGCCGACAUCGGGAGCCUACGACUGGGAGUUCUUCACUGUUGGACCGUACCAUUUCCUGGUGGUCGCCAAUGCCUUCAACGGCGUCACCACUUCUGUCGACUCCGUCAUCUACGUUUGGGUCAAUGGACGCUUUCAGCCGUUCCAGACAAUUAAGACAUUCUGUGCCACUGACUGGGAAAUGUUCCAGAUUGGCAGCAGAGUCUUCCUUGUCGUUGCUAACGGACACAGACUCCAUGGUAAUGAACCCAGUCGAUAUGCUAUCAACUCCACCAUCUACGAACUGGACAUGAAAGGACAGAUCUUCGUCCGCUUCCAGGACAUCAUCACCUACAGUGCCCUGGACUGGGAGUUCUUCAGUCUCGGGGAGGAACAUUUUCUCAUUGUCGCUAACUCAUUCAAUGGAGAAUCCUACUCCCUUAACAGCAUUCUCUACAGGUGGCAAGGAUAUGAAGGCUUUGUUCCUAUUCAUUGGCUUCCAACCAUUGGGUGUAGUGACUGGGAGUUUUUCACCUCUAAAGGAGAUUCAUAUCUGAUCUACUCCAGUGCCAAAGCUCCGCUCUCCAAAGUCUUCAGGCUAAAAACAUAUUAGAUAAAGAGGAGGUGUACAGCUUUGUGGAUCUGUGCAUGUGUGUGCGUGUAUGUGUGUGUGUGUAGAACAGAGAGAGAGAGAGAGAUAGAGAGAGACUGUAAAUACAGUACCAUUUUCCAUGAGAGAGAGAGAGAAUAUAUUUUCUUGAUUCUGUUUUAAAAAUGUAGUUACAUUAAAAUGCCUUUAUAUAAGUGUUUGUCUGCCUUCGCAUAAACUACAUCAAAUUUGCAGACAUAAUGUGCAGCCGAGGUUGUACUUCAUUCAGAUGUAUUGACAUGAUUGGACAAGUCCACUGGCGUUGUUAUUGUUGGCUUUUGCAGAAUGAAUCGAAGGACAAUCCUUUGAGUAAAUCUGAACGGUGUUGUAAAUUUCCUUUAAGCAGUAGCUGCAGUAAAGUUGUCAUUUUAUCCCUUUGAUCAGGAAACUACUGCAUUUGCAUUUUGGGUCAUGAUUUGGGGGGAAAUAAGGAGAUUAACUGGCAGUCCACUUAAUGGCCCACAUAGUAAUUUUGGCUCGGAGCCUACAUUAAAUGGCCGCACACGAACUACCGUUUCUCAUAAAAGGUACGCACAGCAUUUGUAUUAGAUAAUUCCUACUUGUUUUUUUUUUGUUUUUUUUGUAGUCGGUGUAAGACAUAAUCGUCCAAUCAUUGUGUAAAAGCUGUCUAAAUUAAAACGAUAUUUAAUGUUUUAUCUGCUGGAAUCUGUUCUGUCAAAUAAAAUUGCAUUGAUUGAUGUGUUUUUCUGCUGAUUGCAUGAAUUAUAUAUGUGUGUGUUUGUGUAAAAAUAAAGUAAAUUAUUGUUAUUACAAUAAAUCACCUCUAAUUUGAGAGACACCUGGUUUUUCCUUUGGCUAACUGUCAGCUAUUUUCAGUAAGAACACAGGGUUGAUGAGGAUACCCUGAAGUAAACAAGCUUUGAUUCCAGGUAUUUUCGUGGUGAACUGGAUUCAUACUGAAGUCUCUGACUGGCAUGCAGCCCUGCAAACAUGUCCGCUGGGCACAUAACUACCAAGCCCUAUAAAACUGGCAGCAACAAUAAUGUCUGGUGACAGACACAAGAAACCACAAGACCCUUGCGGGAUCCCUAAGAACCUCUAGAAUGAUGGGAAAUGCUGUUUUUCAAAAUCGAAAUACUUUAUUUAUACCUUUGGUGAAAUUGUUUCAAACUUCUCCCCUAAAAGAAAGUGUAGUGUUACUUGUCAAAAGAAGGCGUUUCUUGAUAGUAGUAACUAAUUUUUUGUUUUGUUUUGAGUAGCAACUCUACUUUCUUCAAGUGUCCCGACUGCCACCUGCUGGGGCAUCUUUUCCAGUAAAAUACUACUUAGAUUUGAUCAAAUGUUAUGAGGUAUAAAGCUAGAGUUAUGUUUUAGAAAAUGCCUGUGUUAUAUAACGUUGAGGUAAAUACACACCUCUAGAUGUCUCUGUUUAGCAUCAAGCCAUUUGUUUUCAUUAGACCUACCACAAAAACCUGUACAAGUUGUACAGCACUUCUAUUCUUACGUUGUUUUUACUUCACGUAUGUAUUCCCUGGGGACAAACACAUUUAUUUGAAUUGUAUUGAAUUGAGCGAAACAAAACCAGCUAGUCUAAUACUACAAAUCCCACAAUACUGCGCGCCAUUUACCCAGCAGAAAAAACAUGGCUGCCUACAGUUCACCGAGGCUUUUUGUAUUUACAUUUGGUUUGUUAACUGCCUUAAAGCCUCUAGAGGACGAGAUAACCGGUGACAGGAGCUUUUCUGAAUACAUCUAAAACAAUUGUGUUUAGAGUUUAUGUUUGUGGAGCCUUUUAUAUGACAGCGUGGAGAAAAAGACUGUUGAACACAGUGAGAUUUUUCACGUUUCUGCUGACCUGUCAGUGUCCUGCUAUUGAUAAUUAGCUGCUAGGCUAAGUCAGGCAAGUGAUAUUACAACCACGAGCCCUUGGCCUUCUAUAUAAAUAACCUGUAUUCGUCGCUAUGUUCAGCCCGGUGAAGUCUUGUUAUUUCAGAGUGAGCCCGGCCAUUGUCAACAGAGAACUGGGGAAGACAAAGAUGAGAUAGCAAGAGAGGGCACGUCGGCGUGCUAACACACUGCGUUUAGUGAAUUAUUGAGAGAAACUGAGCAGCGAAGAGUUUUUAAAAGAACAGA
Cynoglossus semilaevis (tongue sole) is the source of this 4436-nucleotide messenger RNA. Its product is annotated as thrombospondin-type laminin G domain and EAR repeat-containing protein-like. Lineage: Eukaryota; Metazoa; Chordata; Actinopteri; Pleuronectiformes; Cynoglossidae. Gene Ontology annotation, biological process: signal transduction. The coding region runs from base 123 to 2306 and encodes 727 amino acids. The transcript is spliced from 12 exons. The record is from RefSeq and is a predicted model, not a curated record.